AAAUGAAUUACUGCAGUAUUAUAAGUACAUUUUAUCAGAAUUCGGUUUGGUUUUAUGCUCAUUUGUCUCCUUAUGAAUACAUUUUAUUUUCACUGCACACAAAGCAACACCGUUUAAAGCGCAGUAACAUUCUUUGUGCUCCGUAUAAAGAAUGUCUCUUUUUUCAAAAUUUUCGGGCACCGUCGCAUACUUGUCCUUCCCGAGAGGAAAAAAACAUCUUGAUUAUAUUUCUGUCUGCGUUUCUCUGUGCCUUGUUCCGCGCUCCGGAGCUGCAGUGAUGUCAGCCGCCUGGGUCAUUUGAAGGUCACCAGCCUCAGAAGGGUUCAUACAAAGUUCACUCGCAUAUAUUAGGCAAUUCAAUUUUUCACUCUCUGUGGCAAAACUAGUUGGAAAUGAGCUGCAUGGGAAGGGACCGAUAUCCCAUUCGUCAUCUGAAACCGACCCACAACAUGUGCUUUUAAACGCGACUCGUGUUUUCGAUAGCGCGCUUCGAAAGAAAGCCAGUCCGGGUCGCUCGCUGCUCUGCCUGCUGUCAACAACCGGGACGAGACGGCAAUGGAAUGGAAUAGUUGUUGGCUGCGCGCGGCGGACGAACCGUACUAACAACAAAAAAAUGGCAGAUGACCAGCCAGAAGAAGCCGCGGAGCGCUGGGAACAUUCAUGAUUCCUGUGUGGGACGAAGAGGAGCGAAUUGUGCCGUGUCGAGAAGAAGAAACAAAAGCAGAGAAGGAGGAGGAGGAGGAGGAGGAGGGGAAGGAGGAGGUGGGGGAGCGACGGAGUUUAAUGGAGUUAUGCGCACUUAUGUCGGCGAUUUUUAUCCAUAACGCACACGAAUAGUUUGACGAAGCGCCGUCAUCAUGUUUGACUGCAUGGACGUGCUGGCCGUGAGUCCCGGGCAGAUGCUGGAUUUCUACACGUCCAGCCCGUCGUCCUGCAUGCUGCAGGAAAAGGCUCUGAAAGCCUGCAUCAGCGGACUGGCGCGCAGAGAGUGGCAGCACCGGCGGAGCGCACACUCAAUUGAAACACAGAGCACCAGUUCUGAGGAGCUUGUCCCAAGCCCACCAUCCCCUCCACCUCCUCCCCGAGUCUACAAGCCCUGCUUCGUCUGCCAGGACAAGUCUUCUGGAUACCACUAUGGUGUCAGCGCUUGUGAGGGCUGCAAGGGUUUCUUCCGCCGAAGCAUCCAGAAGAACAUGGUGUACACAUGUCACCGGGACAAAAACUGCAUUAUCAACAAGGUGACAAGGAACCGAUGUCAGUACUGUCGCUUGCAGAAGUGCUUCACUGUGGGAAUGUCCAAAGAGUCUGUUCGAAAUGACCGAAAUAAGAAGAAGAAGGAGAGCCCAAAGCUGGAGCUGGCGGAGAGCUAUGAGCUGACAGCUGAGCUGGAGACCAUAAUCGAAAAGAUCCGUAAGGCCCAUCAAGAAACCUUCCCUUCACUCUGCCAACUUGGCAAAUACACCACGAACUCGAGUGCAGACCACCGUGUGAGGCUGGACCUGGGCCUGUGGGACAAGUUCAGUGAGCUGGCCACUAAGUGCAUUAUCAAGAUCGUGGAGUUUGCCAAACGAGUGCCUGGCUUCACGGGGCUGACCAUCGCAGAUCAGAUCACACUCCUGAAAGCUGCCUGCCUGGAUAUUUUAAUUCUGCGGAUCUGUACGCGGUACACCCCCGACCAGGACACCAUGACCUUUUCCGACGGGCUGACUCUCAACCGAACGCAGAUGCACAACGCUGGCUUCGGCCCACUCACCGACUUGGUGUUCACUUUUGCCAACCAGCUGUUGCCCAUUGAGAUGGACGACACAGAGACAGGCCUACUCAGUGCCAUCUGUCUUAUCUCGGGAGACCGACAGGACCUAGAGGAGCCGUCUAAAGUGGAUCAGCUCCAGGAGCCGCUGCUGGAGGCGCUGAAGAUCUAUGUGAGGAAGCGUCGGCCCAGCAAACCACACAUGUUCCCUAAAACCCUAAUGAAGAUCACUGAUCUGCGUAGCAUCAGUGCUAAAGGAGCGGAGCGGGUCAUUUCCCUGAAGAUGGAGAUCCCAGGCUCUAUGCCUCCCCUCAUUCAGGAGAUGCUGGAAAACUCAGAGGGUCAAGACAGCGGCGGCAACAGCGGCAGCGGCGGCACUUCAGCCGAGGCGAAGCCGGAGGCGGAGACGAAGGAGGAGGCUGAGGCAGAAGCAGAGGCCAGCCCUUGCAGCAAGGCCAGUCCCGACCAAGAUGGCGCAGCUCUGGAUUCCCCGCGGCCCUCAAACAAGGAGGCAACUGCAGCCACACCACCCAGCGACACGCGCUGAGCGGCGCCGGUCAGUGAGCUCAAAGAGCCUCUGAAACACGACAACACAUGACACUUUGCACAAAAAACGAGCAGCCGGACGAGGCGCUAAGCCCCUAUACCGCCACCACAGUGACGCCUGGCAACAUGUCUCUCUUUGUCUCACAUUCCCCCUAAAAUCCCCUUCUUAAAAAGAAACCGUCCACACGGAGGCCUCAAAGGAUGAUUGCUCUGUGUAUGAUUGUGAAUGGGACGGGGUCAGGGAGGCAAGGCCUCACAGGCCAGCUCAGGUCUCCUGUGUAACUUCUUAUAUGCAUGUGGGGAAGUGGUUUUGUUUCUCUCUCUCCCUCUCUUUUGCUGUCUUCAUCUCCUCCCAUCACCCAUUUUUUUGACAUGUACAUUGUACAUACCAUUGUAUAGUUAGAUCGCUGUUUCUAUGAUGAAUUUUGUGGUGCUUUUUUCCAUUGUCUUAAAAACGUUCUUUGAGGCGAUACACGAAGGUUUAAAUUUGGACUAAUUGUAAGUCCUUCAAAUGCUUAAACAGAAUGUUAUUGCAUACAAACAUUAUGAGAGUCUAAUACUUUGUAUUUGUUCAUAUAUUUAAAACAAAUGUUGUCUUUUCAAACAUUUAUUGGUUCAUAUCUCUACAUGAAUGCGCGCACAUCCACACCGCCAGAAUGCAAAGUUACUCUCCAUAUCGACAGCUGAGUCUGUUCAACCGGUUCCUCAAGGGGGGGGGGGACACAACAGCAGAAGCCUUUGAUACACACUCAUCAGACUGACAGUGAAGCGUUAUGUGCCCUGUGUGAAUCAGUUUACCUCAUAGUCAGAACAUAACGGGCAAAUGAGCUCGGUAACGCAGAGAUAGUCUGUGAUCACCUUGGACUUGCUGGACCGUUUGUCACUUUUCUCCCAGCUUCAUCGUCCGUUCCUCUGGGAAAGGGGUUACUCACCAGCAAAGUUUGCUUGUCCAGUUGAAAAGGACCAAACAAAUUACUCAUUGCCAGGGAAACUAAUUUCUCUGGCAAUUGACACAACAGCAGUAUAAGUGGGAUGAAUCUAGCCCUGUUCUGUAUUUCUCACAAGCGGGCUGCUCUGGUGCCAGGAAGCAGACAACAAUCGGCUCUUGUGCUCGGCUUCAAGAGGAGUUUAUCUAUCUCUCAGGAGGCCAAGAGCAAAGGGACAAUGGCAGCUGCUUGAACAAAUCAGUAACACAAGUAGAAGAAGCUCAUCAAGUCGUUUCAGUUGAGUAUGGAUGGACUAAUCUGCAUGUUAUAGUCAGAUGGAGCGUGUGACAGAACACUAGCUGUGCAUUCUAUGGGCUCUAGAAGUCUGCAGCUGACACACAAUCCACUUCACAGUUGGGUUUGAAGAGCUCCAGUUAAAAUGAGGGCUCUUCUCAUCCAAUCACUCAUCGGUCUGACUGCAGAUAUUCCUUAAUCCACUGAGCCUAUGCAGUUACUAUGCUGGUUAGAGGAUGUUAUAAUUACUAAUCCUAACCAGGAAUCAUGAUGAAAAACUGCAGAGUAAGAGUUUUCCUUCAGUCUUUUUUGGUGCCUUGUGCCCAGAAAUGAUUUCUUACCUGCUGUGCUUCAGCCUCCACUGUGAUCACAGCCUAUAUAAGCUUAGACAACAUUAGCCUGAAUGUCAGCCUAAUUGGUGUGUAUCUCUGUUAUGGCCUUAUGAGCAGAUCUCCUCAACCUGCUUUCCUCUACCUUUUCAGAAGUGUCUUGUUUAAACCAGUCACACGGGGGCAAUGCAAUCCUUAACACACAUCAAUGAUUGAACCAUGUGGGUCAGGAAGAUUGUACACUAACGUUGAAAGCACACAGUGAAGUGGGGACCCGUGAAUUUGCUCCACAUGUCCGCCUUGCUCUUCAGACUUGAGAUAGACCACAUUUAAUGAUGCAAUGGGAGAUUCCAGAUGACCCCUCACUGCCCUGUGAAGUGCAGCUUAGCAAAGUUUCAUUUUUGACAGUAGAUCUGACUGAGCUCUUAAUCUUGUUGGAAGGGAAGUGGACAUGAUGAGUCCUGCUGAAAUUAAAACAUGAUAUUAUAAAGCUGCUUUUCCUGCUGAGACCAUUGAACAACAGGACAUAAACUCUAUUAUAUCCUCUUACAGUAUAUUAUGUAACAUCCACAGCCGAAACUACAGUACGUACAAACAGUUAAUACACAGUACAAAAUACAGAGCACAAAGCUUAGUAGAUAUACAAUGUUCUGGCAGCACACUGAUUGCAAAUGUGCUCUGCGUAUAUGCAACAAAGCUUAGCUCAUGCAGUUCAAACCAUUUCAUACACUUAUAUUCAGUAGGGUAAUGCAAUAAUACAAUAUGACACAAUACUCAGCUGCAAGUCUAAUAUGUUUAACCGGUUGCCAUGGUAUUAGGUUUAUCAACAUUUUCAUGAACAUAACUUUGUGGCCUGAGACCGUUCAUUGGUCUUGUGCAUAAUAAUAAUGCAUGUGAUCGCCAACAAGUUAUACUGUAGCAGGCAAAAUGUAUGCACAGCAACAGUGCAUCAUCUACAUUAGGGAGUGAUUUAAAACAUAAACGAUGAAACAUUUGAUGAAUGCAAGUACUUUGACAUCUUUUUGCUUCUAAACUAAUCAUAAUCUGAAUAUUCAAUACUUUUUUGGCACAAAUAUAUUCCUAUUCAUUUUGUCCUACAUAAAUGGUAGGUUUGCUAAGCUUUAAAUUCCCUUUAGGGCAGUGAAGGGGUCUAGGUCUCAAACCCAGCAGUUUCCAUUCCUCAAAAAUACAUAUCAUAAGGGAAACCAGAGCACUAUCAGUUUUAUUUUAUUAUAUUAUUAUUAUUUUCUGUUUUACGUGUUUGAAUGUGAAUAACGUACUGGAGUCUGUCACAAGAAUGAUAUGCAGUGUUAGGGAAUACUCUGUUUUCCCUUGGUUCCCUCUGUGUCAUGCUCUCCUGGUGAGAGAUGAAGGGAGGCAUCAUUCCUGUUUUUGUUUCUCUUAUUUUUGAAGAUGUAAACUCUUCACAGCCGAAGAAUGUCCACAUCCGCCCCAAAGCGUCUCAGUGGCCCUCAGGUGCCUGGACGUGGCAGGGACUAUUCUCUGUUCCUUUAGGAAACAGCUUUACGAUGCUGAAUUACUCUUUGUUUGUUUCUGUUGAAUGUUGUACCGCUGUAACUGUACUCCUCUACUAUCUAUCUCACUGCAGAAUUGUAUACAUGGUGUCAAUUAUUUGGCAGCUUGGGGGAAGAAAAAGUGCAAAACAUUGCAAUCUGUUAUUUAUACUUGAGAAUAUGAGUUCGCAAGAGUGAAAAAAAUUGAAUGAACUGAAUCUUUGUUGGCUGAUUUGGGCCGGAACUGAAGAGAAAAUUCAACAACCAAGCCACCUCCCCACUAGAUAACAUGUUCUGUUUCAUGUCGAGCAACAGAGAUGCCCACGUCCCGUCUGCAGCCAAUCAGCUGUCAUCAAUCAAUCAAAUCCAAUCAAUGGACAGCUGUUUGGUUAUUAGGUUGACUAGGAAUUGAGCCAUAUGGGGCUUUGAAACCAGAUAGGGAUGUUUAGAUAUAAUAGCUGUAGUUAAUAUUAUGUGCCAAUUAUAAAUCCAAGAAAAAAAAGGUCAACAGUAGACAACCAUCCUCCACUUAGACAUUUUGUUCAGCAACAUAAAUUAAAUAGAUUUUUUUAAAGGCUUGAUACCUUUCCAGACAGGCAGAAACAAACUCCAAUACAGCUGCACAGCCUAAGGUAGAUAUAACAUAUUUAUGUUGUAAGAUAAAGUGGGAAAACACAUUUUAGGGAAAUGAAACAAUUAAACACAUUUACAUUUUCUGCCCAUUAUUCUGAGGUUUUUAUUCUGCUUUCAAUAUGCACUUAUUAGUUUGAAAUAUUAUUUCUUCUUUUUCUUAAUUUUAUUCAAAUACCAGAGAUUAUCCCAGAAACGUUUUAUUUAUUUCAAGCAGCUUUUAUUUUGUAACAUAAUGUUUCCAGGGUUAGCUUAAAUUGCAUAAUGGCUGAUUCAGUUCAUAAGAUUUGAUUUAAGCUGUAGUUUAAUGUAGAUGUUUUUCUCUGAGCUGUAUUAGGCAUUAAAGUCUGACCAACAUUACAUUAACACCAGAUUCAAAUAAAACAUAGCAGUGUCGUUCUAAAGCCACAUAUUAGCGUAAGCCUAGAUGAACCACCAUCAACGAGCCAGAGGUCAUGACUUUUCCUCUCUGCUCUGUUGUCCACCUGUAAGCUCCACAGUCACUAGUUCUCCAUCGAUGUCAGAGACCCUCACCACCACAUCAUACGCAGUGUUGUACAGUCCUAUUAAUAUAAAACAUGAUAGUCACGCCCUACUGGACAUGGUAACUGAAGGUGUAAGGCUCAGCUGACAGGGUGACCUCAUGCCCUGAGCACUCUAACCUGUUUCUGCUCCAUUUUAAAUAUUGUCCCUGUUUGUACAUUAACAUAUGCUUUGUAUGCUCAUAUACUGUUAACUUUACCAUGAACUGUCCUGGCAAAGUAAUAAAAUUUAUUUAUUUUA
Betta splendens (Siamese fighting fish) is the source of this 6772-nucleotide messenger RNA. RefSeq names its product retinoic acid receptor beta-like. Bases 858 to 2297 code for a protein of 479 amino acids. Lineage: Eukaryota; Metazoa; Chordata; Actinopteri; Anabantiformes; Osphronemidae. Gene Ontology annotation, molecular function: nuclear glucocorticoid receptor binding; RNA polymerase II cis-regulatory region sequence-specific DNA binding; nuclear receptor activity. Gene Ontology annotation, cellular component: nucleus; transcription regulator complex. Gene Ontology annotation, biological process: regulation of transcription by RNA polymerase II; cellular response to corticotropin-releasing hormone stimulus; retinoic acid receptor signaling pathway. The record is from RefSeq and is a predicted model, not a curated record. The transcript has 8 exons.